This is a messenger RNA of Prunus dulcis (almond), 1537 nucleotides long. RefSeq names its product probable RNA 3'-terminal phosphate cyclase-like protein. Gene Ontology annotation, biological process: ribosome biogenesis; endonucleolytic cleavage of tricistronic rRNA transcript (SSU-rRNA, 5.8S rRNA, LSU-rRNA). Gene Ontology annotation, molecular function: RNA endonuclease activity. The record is from RefSeq and is a predicted model, not a curated record. NCBI's taxonomy places the organism in Eukaryota, Viridiplantae, Streptophyta, Magnoliopsida, Rosales, Rosaceae. Bases 82 to 1218 code for a protein of 378 amino acids. The transcript has 6 exons. Gene Ontology annotation, cellular component: nucleolus.
AAAGGUUGAACAUCCCCGCAAAACCCCUAGCCCCCAAAACCCCAGCGCACCCAAUAGCAGAGAGAGCAGAGAGAAGCAAAAAUGGGGAAAAUAAGCUACAAGAAGCUAAAAGGAAGCCAAAACCUAAGGCAACGUCUCGUAUUGGCUCUGCUUUCGUCUACACCGGUUCAUAUCGAGGACAUACAUGCAGAGGAGACGUGGCCUGGUCUCCGUCCUCACGAGGUCUCCUUCAUCCGCUUGCUCGAGAAGGUCUGCGAUGACUGCUCCGUCGAAAUCAACGAUACUGGCACGAAAUUGAAGUUCAAGCCGGGGAUCGUGAUGGGCGGGAGGAAUCUGGUGCACGAAUGCUCUCUGAGUCGGGCUAUUGGUUAUUACUUGGAGCCAUUGAUUGUGCUUGGUCUCUUUGCCAAAAAACCCCUGAACAUUACGCUUAAAGGAAUUACAAAUGAUUCAAAGGACCCAUCUGUUGAUACGUUCCGGUCUACUACCUUGCCCAUGUUAAAACACUUUGGAGUUCCCUCAGAAGGGUUGGACCUAGAAAUACUGAGUCGUGGAUCUGCUCCUCAAGGAGGUGGUGAAGUGUUGUUGUCAGUUCCGGUUGUUCAAAGUCUAACAGCAGUUACCUGGACUGAUGAGGGGAUGGUUAAGAGGAUUAGAGGGAUUACAUUCUCUACAAGAGUGGCUGUGCAGUUUGAAAAUACCAUGGUAUAUGCAGCUCGUGGAAUCUUUAAUCCCUUUCUCCCAGAUGUUCACAUAUUUACCGACCAUAGACAGGGCACGCAAGCUGGAAAAUCACCUGGUUAUGGAAUUUCAUUGGUUGCGGAAACAACUUCUGGUUGCUGUAUCUCUACUGAUACAGCAGUUUCCUAUUCACGUCAGGAAGAAACAGCUGAGCUUGAAGAUGAGGAGAAGAAAGAGCUGAUGUCUCCUGAGGAUGUUGGUGUGCAAAUGGCUACUGUUCUGCUCGGGGAGAUUGAGCAGGGUGGAGUGGUAGAUUCAACACACCAGGGUUUGUUGUUUCUUCUUUGUGCAUUAUGUCCACAAGAUGUUUCAAAGGUUCGUGUUGGAAAGCUUUCUCCUUACGGGAUAGAAACUCUCAGAAACAUCAAAGAUUUUCUCGGAGUUACAUUUGUCAUCAAACCUGACCCAUCCACAGGGACUGUUAUACUUAAGUGUGUGGGAUCUGGGUUUAGGAACCUAUCUAGAAGGAUUUCAUGAUAGUCACAGUACCAGGUAUAUGAUUUUCUCUGUAUUGGCGGGUGUGUUUCUUGUGUGCCAAAGAAUAUUCAAGAGGCAUUACAUGCAUCAGCAGUGGAGGGAUACCAUAUAACGGCUUUAUACGUUUUGCUAUGCAAUUUUGAUGCAAUCCUAUAAGCUCCAGGGAUAAGUUUUGGUAUUUUUUUGACUCAUUAAUUAAGAUUUUGUUGACAAUCUACUCAAAUUUGAUGCAUGAAGUAUGCUAAUACAUCAUUAUUGUAAACGUAGACAAUCUACUCGCCCAAGCAGAAUUGAAAUGCAUUGACUAUACAUGUUACAA